Williopsis jadinii is the source of this 1378-nucleotide messenger RNA. It is a transcript of the gene ELP4, whose product is annotated as Elongator subunit ELP4. The coding region runs from base 21 to 1328 and encodes 435 amino acids. Gene Ontology annotation, biological process: tRNA wobble uridine modification. The record is from RefSeq and is a predicted model, not a curated record. Gene Ontology annotation, cellular component: transcription elongation factor complex; cytoplasm; elongator holoenzyme complex. The transcript has a single exon. Lineage: Eukaryota; Fungi; Ascomycota; Saccharomycetes; Phaffomycetales; Wickerhamomycetaceae.
GGAGGUUAAGCCCUUAAAGCAUGGAAGAAAGAAGAAGAAAUAGUCCAUUUGUCACAGGUAGGACACCCAUCAGUGGCCAGCCAAUACGAGGCAUUCCAUUGAGACAGCCUGGUGGAGCAGUGGGUGCGCCUGGGAGUGUACCUGGGAGUGUACCUGGAAGAGUCCCUGGUGCUGUGCCUGGCCGUUCUCCCUUCAUAAGAGGGACGGAAUCGCUGAAUCGAGGUCUACGACAACUUAGCACUAAGCCCGAGGUUACCAAGCACGCUGGUGUCAAGCCGUCUCUGCUGAACACCCAGAGUGUCACGUCAUCUGGGUGUAAUGAUCUAGAUAAGAUACUGGAGCAUCAGGGGAUUCCCCUAGGCUCAUCCAUACUUGUUGAAGAAUCAGGCACCACUGAUUUUGCAAACGUUCUUUCAAAGGUGUUUGUAUCUCAAGGUAUUGUUCACAACAGACUGGACCCCCAAAUUAGUAAUACACAUAUCAUAUUGCUAACUUCAAAUCAACAUUGGACGAAGGAGUUGCCAGGUGUUUUCAAAGGCUCUUCAAGGGAUAUAAAGAAGCAGAGGGUCCAGGAGAAUGAGAACAAGCUCUCUGUUCAGAACUUGAUCACAGGCGAUAGCCAUGUUGCCAGAUCUAAGGACUUGAAGAUUGCAUGGAGAUACGGCUUGAACGACCAGAACAAGGCACAGACACAGUCGCAAGGCGAUAAUAACGUAUUGUACAAGGACUACAACCAUCAAUUCGACAUCACAAGUAGAUUGUCACCUGGCCCAGGGACAAACGAAUUGACUACAAUACAGAUUAGCUCGAAUUUCAAGUCCAUCUUGAAGAACAUCGAACACGUUAUUAUGCAACACCAAGGGAAAGUUAUCAGAUUGUUAAUACCAUCCUUCUUGAACCCAUCAAUGUAUCCACCACAGCUCACCUCGAGCCAUGAGGCAUUACAAUUCGCACAUGGACUGAGAUCGCUUACGAGGAAGUUUGACAAACUAUGUAUAAUGGUCACCCUUGCGCUGGAUUUAUACCCAAGAAGUAGUGCACUGGUGAAGCUGUUGGAAAGCUUGACAGACUCAGUGAUACAUUUAGAGCCUUUCAACCAGGAGAUGACAAGGUUUUUGGAGAAAGCAUACCAUAACCAACCUACAAAGGUAUCUCACGGACUGGUUCACGUCUAUAAAAUUGCCCACGCAAGCGAACGAGGACAGAUGAAGGUUACUGUCAACGAGUAUGCGUUCAAGAACGGUAGAAAGAAAUUUGAGAUUGAAGAAUGGGGAAUUCCAGUCGAGGACGAAGGUGACGACGAUGCUAAGAAAUCCAUGGAGUUUUGAACAAUGCAAGGGUAUACAAGAGAUGUUAAUUGCAAAGCGAAACUUAACGG